UACAGAUGACAACCUGUUUAACAUGUACGAAUGCUGCGGAGCCAGCCGGUUCGAUUCCGAUUUGUAAUAAUGGAACCAUACAGGGCGCACUUGCCAAGCACUUUUGGUUUAGCGAAGAUGAAUGGGCCGAGGCCGUCCUUUGUCAGCCAUGCUGGAGUAAAAUAGACGAUUUCCAUCAGUUCUACUGCGAAGUUGAAAGAACACAUUCCCACCAAAGUGAUCACCCGAUCAAUGUGCUGGAAAUCAAACAGGAACAGCAGUUCAUUCCCGAAUACGAAGCAUCAGAUAUUAAAUGUGAACGAGAAGACGUUGACGACGACGACGACGACGAUGAGGACGCAAGCGAAGAUGGCGAGGAAACAGAUGAGUACUGUCCUAACGAGAAGGAAGAUGUAAGUUCUGCGGAGGAGUCUGAUCCGGAUUUCAAAGAGGGCGAUACAGGUGAUUCAAAGGACAAACCCGUCCGCAAAAGGCGUAAGAGAUUGACCAAAGCUGAACAGGCCAAGGUUAAUGAGUUCGUCGCGAAGCACUUGAAGCUAGAUUGCAGUGCAUGUUCGAAGAAGCAUCCCACAUUUGAUAGUCUGCAAAAGCAUUCGAUGGCGAACCACGAAAAAAGGGCCACUAUCAUUUGCUGCGAACGGAAAUUCUGUCAGAAGUCACGGUUUUUCGAUCAUAUUCGGUAUCACUUGGACCCGGAUCAGUUCCAGUGUUCCAAAUGCCCGAAGCGGUGCCCCAACGGGGAAGCACUGAAAAACCACAUGUACGUCAAGCACGCGACGGAGGGGGAGAAGAUUUACCAGUGCGAUGGAUGUCCCAAGAAGUUUGCUCAGAAGAAGCUGGUGACUGCACAUCGAAGGAGGUGCCAUGCCGAAAGCAACUUCGAGAGUGAAAACGAUUCUGCGGCGGCAAAUGAUGACAAUGAUCCUGAGUUUGAUGCAGGGGACGAGGUUUCCGACGAAGAAGAGCUUCCGAAGGAAAAGGGGAAGACUCGAGUGAAACCGAACCCGGUUGGUCGCCCGGUCAAGAGUUGGCAGAAAACGAUCAAAGACGAGGAAUUCAUUGCACAGAACAUUAAUCUCGAAUGCGACACGUGCCUGCAGAAGCAUGACACAUUCCAGGAAUUGCAGAAGCAUUCAAUGGACGAACACGAAAAGCGAGCAUUUGUCCGCUGUUGCGAUCGAAAGUUCACCCGGAAGCCCCGAUUGAUCGAUCACAUCCAGUUCCAUCUGAACCCGAUGCAGUUCCGGUGCGAUAUUUGUUCGAAGCAGUUCAAGCACAGUGAAGCCUUGGGCAAUCACAAAGCUCAACGGCACGCCGAAGAGGAAAGCAAGACGUUCCGGUGCAGCAUGUGCCCGAAGACCUUUUCGCGGCAAAAGUUUCUUAAUAUUCACGAGAAGUACCACCGAAAGAUAAAUGAGAAAAAUUGGCACUGCCAGAAGUGUGAUAAGUAUUUUGCAUUCGAAUCGUUGCUGAGACAGCACGAUCGGUUGGUUCACACGAAGGAGUUCUCGUACGUGUGCCACAUUUGUGCACGAGGCUUCCAGGUACUGUCCUCGUACUCUUCCCACCUGGCGUCGCAUGACGAGGAAGCCAAGCGGGAUAGGCCACCGGAGGAACGGGUGCAGUGCAGCGAGUGCAAUAUUUGGGUCUACAAGCAAAACUUUCGGAAGCACAUGCUGCGCCACUCGGGAACGCAAACGUGCGACGUCUGCGGUCAGGAGUGCAAAAGCGUCAUGGCUUUGCGGUAUCACAAGGCUCAACACAAAAGGGAUGAUUGCUUCUGUUCCAUUUGCGGGAAGACAUUCAAGAAGCGGUUGACAUUGAAGGAGCACAUGGCAUCGCACACGGGCGAAGUGCUGUACAGUUGCGAUUUUUGCGACCGAACAUUCAACUCGCACGCCAAUCGGGCGUCCCAUCGGAAGCGGAUGCACCCGAAGGAAUGGCUCGAGGAUAAGCUACGCAAAAACCCCAACUUUGUUCAGGAGCAGAAGGAUCUGAACGUGCAGCUGCAGGAAAGUAUUACGCAACUUUAGGGUAUUUGACGGUAGAACUGCUAUA
Messenger RNA from Ochlerotatus camptorhynchus, 2058 nucleotides. RefSeq names its product transcription factor grauzone-like. Gene Ontology annotation, molecular function: zinc ion binding. Lineage: Eukaryota; Metazoa; Arthropoda; Insecta; Diptera; Culicidae. Gene Ontology annotation, cellular component: nucleus. The record is from RefSeq and is a predicted model, not a curated record. The transcript has 4 exons. Bases 6 to 2033 code for a protein of 675 amino acids.